This is a messenger RNA of Rotaria sp. Silwood2, 729 nucleotides long. The record is from the annotation of a GenBank genome assembly. Lineage: Eukaryota; Metazoa; Rotifera; Eurotatoria; Philodinida; Philodinidae.
AUGCGGGCAAUACCAACAACUACGACAGUCUUAUUAUUAGCUCUGGUCUGGGUUAUAAAUGCUCAGAAGUCAAUUAACUGGGCAGGGUAUCGAUGGUUCCUGCGAGACGAUCAAAAUAGUGGACCAGGUCCGAACAAUUGGAACUCGAGUAAUGUAUGGGUCGAUGCAAAUAACAAACUUCAUUUGACACUUCGUUAUUCACCUACAACACGUGGAUGGACAUGUGCUGAAUUAUACAGCGAUACAAAAUUUGGUUUCGGCACUUUUCGAUGGUUUGUAGAAGGAGCAAUUGAUCAAUUUGAUCCUAAUGUAGUAUUGGGUCUAUUUACUUAUGGAGGUGUUGAUCGUACCAAUGAAAUUGAUAUCGAAGUAGCUAAAUGGGGUCAAACAGAUCCAGAAGCACCGAAUUUUUCUUAUACAGUCUAUCCCGCUACAUUAGGUAUUGCUGAAGUAUCAUCCGAGACACGUAUAUCUCUGCAAGGAACGUAUACGACUCAUCAAUUUACUUGGAGUCGUGAUAAGGUUUCUUUUCUAAGUCAACAUGGUUUUAUGACUUUACCAAAUCAAAAUAUUUUGUAUUCAUAUCAAACACCAGGAACAUUUACAUCAUCAAUGCCUUAUAUUCGUGCUCCUCUACAUAUGAACUUAUGGAUGUUUAAUGGUACACCACCAACUGAUGGUAACAGCGUAGAAAUAAUUAUUCAUAAUUUCAAGUAUACUAAAGCAUAA